GUUGAGAGAAAGAGAUGGCUUGUAGAGGACAUUAGUCUUACCAUGACGAGGGUCCUUUAUCUCCUGUUGCUGUGUCAUAGUAAGUAUCUUUUAAUCUACUUUUAAUGUUUUUAUUCAGUAAUUACAACAUGUGUUUACAGUCCUGUUUUCAUGCCCUCACAAUUUUACAUAACAUUACAUGAUAUCAAAGGGAUGAAUAUAUAUACAGUAACGGUAGAAUUCCUCUGAGUGUAUUCAACAUACUUUGUCAUACUUACGCCUGUCUGUGACUACAUAAUGAUAUCAAACCACAACUGUGUUGAUUUUUCCUGAUGAUCAUUCGAAUGAUCAUUAUCAACAGGGUUGCCAUUAUACAUAUACUGUACAUAAAGUAGAUAUAUACCUGCACAGUAUAUCUUACACCACUGUUGAUGACCUAUUUACUGAAUACAGAAUACUAUCCAGUGUACAUCAGGACACAGAAAAUGCUAUUUUCAAGAUGUCUGAGAGGGCUGUUGACCAACAUUAUGAUUUAUCUAGCUAUUUGUUGAAUUUCUUUUCCCAGCAAGUGUCCAGCUUCAGUGUGACAAAACACUCAUCCAGGCCAAUGUCGGAAGUGGAUUCAAUCUGGUCUGCCAGUACCAAACAAACCAGUACCUCUUCAGUAAGAAGUACUGGUGUCGUGGGGAGUCUAGGUCGACCUGUGAUAUUCUAAUGGACACCGAUCGCCUCACCAACAGAGGGCUCAGACACAGGUCCCAGAUCAUAGAUGCACAGCGAAGGGGGUUGGUCAUCAUAAUGACAGAUCUCAAGUUAGAGGAUACUGGAGUGUACUGGGUUGGGAUUGAUAAAAUCUAUGCUGAUAUCAUGACUUCCAUCAAUCUAAUUGUGACAUUUGGUAAGAUUAUUUUUGCUCUUUACCUUUACUGACCAAGUUUCCCCUGCCCCUUUUCUCUUGCAUUAUCCAAAUAACACCUCUCUAUCUCUCUCUCCCAGUGGCAGUGUCCAAACCCAAGGUAUGGCCCCUGAGCUCCAUGGGAAACACUUGCUGGGGCCAGCCUGUGACAGUGCGUUGUGCUAGUGCACAGGGCACAAGUGUCCACUACACCUGGUACCAACCCGCCCAACCCCAGGACAUCCAGUUUCAGAGCUCAGCAGACCUGCACCUACACUGUGGCAUUGUGGAAGAAGACAGCCAGUACUACUGCAGAGCCAGCAAUGAUGUGAGCAGCCAGCAUAGUGGGAUGGUUUCUCUGCAGGUUCUGAAGCCCUUAGAGGAAGACUGCAUCUAUAGUUUUACAAUGGAGGGUGAGUGCCUAGAAAAUAUUUUGUUUGUGGUUGAUUAAGUAGGAACAAAUCAGAGGCAAAACACAUCAGCAAAACUACAUACUAAGUAGACACCCAAGUUAAUGUCUCCUAAACAGGUAGCUUCUCAUGACAAAUAAAGUAUAAUAACUAUUUCCAAUCCAUGCAUAUGUACUUUUCAACACCACCAGGCCAGAGAAGCUAUGACUGUAGUGACAGACUGAAGACAAGCACAGCCACAACUCUGCGUUCUACUGGCCAUCUCACAGAAGAACCCUAUCACCCUGGAACCAACAGCAACCUGUCCUCAACAAUCAACCAAAUACACCAGGACUGGAGCUACAGUAGGUCAGAACCUCUGUGUAACCUCUAUGUAACCUCUGUUUAACCUCUAUGAAACCUCUGUGUAUCCUCUGUGUAACCUCUGUGUAAUCUCUGUGUUUAUCUAUUUCCACAAGAUCCACAUUAGCACACCUUGAGCUGAAGCCUGUUACCCAGUAACAUAAUGUGACAUGUCUUGAAGAAGCAGUGCAGCUACACUUCCUUUGCUGUGGUCAAUCUGUCAGCAUGUUACGUAUCUGUCUGUUGUUUGAUGGCAGUGUAGAAAAAGUUUCCAUAAAGAGGCACAGUGCAGUAGCGCUAUUAAAAGGUUGUAGAGGUUUUAGGUGUCCAUUUCCAAGUACAGGAUGUACUGUGCACUCUUAAAAACUAUACUGUGUAUGCUGCUGUGGAAGUUAGAUCUGAAGACUACUAAAUCAAAUCAAAUCAACAGGUAGUGUUGUAUUCACCUUACAGUGAAAUGCUUACUUACAAGCCCUUAACCAACAAUGCAGUUUUAAGAAUGAAUACCAAAAAAAAUCACACAAAAAAUACUAUAUAAAAUAAUACAAAAUAAAAGUAAGAAAUAAUUAAAGAGCAGCAGUAAAAUAACAAUAGCGAGGCUAUAUACAGGGGGUACCGGUACCGAGUCAAUGUGCGGGGGCACCGGUUAGUUGAGGUAAUUGAGGUAAUAUGUACAUGUAGGUAGAGGUAUUAAAGUGACUAUGCAUAGAUAAUAAACAGAGAAUAGCAGCAGCGUAAAAGGGGGGGGGGGGGGGGGGGGGGGGGGGCAAUGCAAAUAGUCUGGGUAGCCAUUUGAUUAGAUGUUUAGAAGUCUUAUGGCUUGGGGGUAGAAGCUGUUUUGAAGCCUCUUGGACCAUAUUCAAAUGUAGAAGCAGAAUAAUCCAGGAGACGGAGCGGGCAGCGGAGGUGAGUUGGUGGGAGUGAAUAGGCAGAUCCAAUGAUGGCACAGAAGCCACCGACGACCAGGCAGGGGUGGGGUGAAUGUUCCGGGAGAAUGACUGUAGACAGAGUAAACGAAGGUAAGUACACGGCAAGCAAAAAGUACAAAACAACAAAACUAACUCUAGUAACUUUGAGGCUGAUACGCUGACACAACAUACUGUUAAUGGCUAACGAUCCGGCAGGGAAUGGAUGUCAGGUCAGAGCUUAUGAAGAGGUGAUGAUCAGGACCAGAUGUGCAGACAGCUGAUGAGAUGCAGGUGCGGGUAAUCGAGAGAUCUCCCGCCUAGCUUCGUCGCCCGGCAACCAGACAGGGUGCGUUCAGGAACCUUCAGGAAACAGACUCCAAGACAGAAAACCGGCAACUCAGGCAGAAACAGACUCAGGAAGCGGGAUUCAUGACAGAUAGCAUCACUGGAGGCACCGAUUGAGUCGGUCUCCGCGUGUAUGGGGGGUGGGACAAAGGAGCUAUCUAAGGCAGGUUUAGCUGGGCUGGGGGAUCUACAGUGAAAUAGUACAAUAAGAAAUAACCGAAACAGCAAUAAGUAAGGCAUAUUGACAUGGGAGAGAGGCAUAAAGCAAUCACAGGUGUAAUUCGAGAGAGCUAAGACAACAGCUGGUAAUGGCGACAAAGUUUGGGCUGAGGCUAAACAUAAACAGGAUGCGGUACCGUAAAAAGGAACAGUCCAGUAGGCAUCAGCUGUAUAGCUGAGUUAUCAUAAGGUUCGGUGAACAGCAAUAGGAUACAGUGAGGGAAAAAAGUAUUUGAUCCCCUGCUGAUUUUGUAUGUUUGUCCACUGACAAAGACAUGAUCAGUCUAUAAUUUUAAUGGUAGGUUUAUUUGAACAGUGAGAGACAGAAUAACAACAAAAAAAUCCAGAAAAACGCAUGUAAAAAAUGUUAUCAAUUGAUUUGCAUUUUAAUGAGGGAAAUAAGUAUUUGACCCCUCUGCAAAACAUGACUUAGUACUUGGUGGCAAAAUCCUUGUUGGCAAUCACAGAGGUAAGACGUUUCUUGUAGUUGGCCAUCAGGUUUGCACACAUCUCAGGAGGGAUUUUGUCCCACUCCUCUUUGCAGAUCUUCUCCAAGUCAUUAGGUUUUCGAGGCUGACGUUUGGCAACUCGAACCUUCAGCUCCCUCCACAGAUUUUCUAUGGGAUUAAGGUCUGGAGACUGGCUAGGCCACUCCAGGACCUUAAUGUGCUUCUUCUUGAGCCACUCCUUUGUUGCCUUGGCCGUGUGUUUUGGGUCAUUGUCAUGCUGGAAUACCCAUCCACGACCCAUUUUCAAUACCCUGGCUGAGGGAAGGAGGUUCUCACCCAAUAUUUGACGGUACAUGGCCCCGUCCAUCGUCCCUUUGAUGCAGUGAAGUUGUCCUGUCCCCUUAGCAGAAAAACACCCCCAAAGCAUAAUGUUUCCACCUCCAUGUUUGACGGUGGAGAUGGUGUUCUUGGGGUCAUAGGCAGCAUUCCUCCUCCUCCAAACACGGCGAGUUGAGUUGAUGCCAAAGAGCUCGAUUUUGGUCUCAUUUGACCACAACACUUUCACCCAGUUCUCCUCUGAAUCAUUCAGAUGUUCAUUGGCAAACUUCAGACGGGCCUGUAUAUGUGAUUUCUUGAGCAGGGGGACCUUGCGGGCGCUGCAGGAUUUCAGUCCUUCACGGCGUAGUGUGUUACCAAUGGUUUUCUUGGUGACUAUGGUCCCAGCUGCCUUGAGAUCAUUGACAAGAUCCUCCCGUGUAGUUCUGGGCUGAUUCCUCACCAUUCUCAUGAUCAUUGCAACUCCACGAGGUGAGAUCUUGCAUGGAGCCCCAGGCCGAGGGAGAUUGACAGGUCUUUUGUGUUUCUUCCAUUUGCGAAUAAUCGCACCAACUGUUGUCACCUUCUCACCAAGCUGCUUGGUGAUGGUCUUGUAGCCCAUUCCAGCCUUGUGUAGGUCUACAAUCUUGUCCCUGACAUCCUUGGAGAGCCCUUUGGUCUUGGCCAUGGUGGAGAGUUUGGAAUCUGAUUGAUUGAUUGCUUCUGUGGACAGGUGUCUUUCAUACAGGUAACAACCUGAGAUUAGGAGCACUCCCUUUAAGAGUGUGCUCCUAAUCUCAGCUCGUUACCUGUAUAAAAGACACCUGGGAGCCAGAAAUAUUUCUGAUUGAGAGGGGGUCAAAUACUUAUUUCCCUCAUUAAAAUGCAAAUCAAUUUAUAACAUUUUUGACAUGCGUUUUUCUGGAUUUUUUUGUUGUUAUUCUGUCUCUCACUGUUCAAAUAAACCUACCAUUAAAAUUAUAGACUGAUCAUUUCUUUGUCAGUGGGCAAACAUACAAAAUCAGCAGGGGAUCAAAUACUUUUUUCCCUCACUGUAGUUCAGAGGUAGUUCAGGGGCUGCUAUAGCACUAGCGAGCAAGAGGCCACGGCUAGCGUGUGCUAGCGGGCCGGGGCUAGUAGAUGGAUCUUCGUGGUCGACGUCGUAACGUGAAGCCUGUUGUAACCACAUCAUACGAUUUUGUCGGCAGACCAGUCGUGUUGGAUCGUCGGGGCUCCGUGUCAACACUAGGAGGUCCCGUCCGGUUGACAGAGAGGUAGAUAGCCGGGAGAUGGGCCUGGCUCAAGGCUAACUCAGGGCUGAUUAGCCAACCACAAACGUCCAUUUGGUUGCAACUAGCUAGUAGCGAUGAAUCCGGUGUUAAAGGUCCAGUGAUUCAGUGAUUCCGGCAGAAAAACCGAUAUGUUCAGGGUCGAUAACGUGCUGUGCAGACAGUGCAGACUGGCCGAAUAAUAAUCCAGGCUAGAGCUGGCUGGCUGGUAGGUAGUGCAGGCCACGGCCACGGACAAUGGUGAAGACCGCUAACGGUGGCUAAUAGCAAGUAGCUAGUUAGCUGGCUAGCGAUGAUCCGGUGUUAAGGUCCAGUGAUUCAGUGGUUCCGGCAGAAAAUCCGAUAUGCUCUGGCUCGAUAGCGUGAUGUGCAGACUGUGCAGACUGGCCGACAAUUGUCCAGGCUAGAGCUGGCUGGUAGGUAGGUAGUGCAGGCCACGGCCACGGACAAUGGUGAAGACCGCUAACGGUGGCUAAUAGCAAGUAGCUAGUUAGCUGGCUAGCUGGCUAGUUUCAGCCAGAGGUUCUGGAUGAAAAUGUAUGAAGAAACAACAGAAUCCGUUCCACAUUGGGUGAGGUGGGUUGCAGGAUAUGAGGUAACAACAGGGCCUGGCCUAUGUUAUAAGUGUACAAAAUAAAGUACAAAGUGUUUAUUAGGUGUUCAGCCUAUUAAAAGGUGCUUAAAAUGAUUAAAAUACAAAACAGUGAUUGUGAUUGUGUUGAAUUGUGAUUGGGAAAUAAAGAUAAGGGCCUCCCGAGUGGCGCAGCGGUCUAAGGCACUCUAUCGCAGUGCUAGAGGCUUCACUACAGACCCGGGUUUGAUCCUGGGCUGUAUCACAACUGGCUGUGAUCGGGAGUCCCAUAGGACGGCGCAAAAUUGGCCCAGUGUCGUCCGGGGUGGGGGGCUUUACUUGGCUUAUCGUGCUCUAUCGACUCCUUGUGGCGGCCGGAAGCCUGCAGGCUGACCUCAGUCAUCAGUUGAACAGUGUUUUCUCCGACACAUUGGUGCGGCUGGCUUCUGGGUUAAGCGGGCGGGUGUUAAGAAGCGCGGUUUGGCGGGUCAUGUUUCAGAGGACACAUGACCCGACCUUCGUCUCCAAUUGCGGAGAAAAAUACAACAACAACAAAAAAUAUAAAUAAAGAGAGUCGCACACUCUAAUACAGUUGAAGUCGGAAGUUUACAUACACUUAGGUUGGAGUCAUUAAAACUUGUUUUUAAACCACUCCACAAAUUUCUUGUUAACAAACUAAAGUUUUGGCUAGUCGGUUAGGACAUCUACUUUGUGCAUGACAGAAGUAAUUUUUCCAACAAUUGUUUACAGACAGAUUAUUUCACUUAUAAUUCACUGUAUCACAAUCCCAGUGGGUCAGAAGUUUACAUACACUAAGUUGACUGUGCCUUUAGCUUGGAAAAUUCCAGAAAAUGAUGUCAUGGCUUUAGAAGCUUCUGAUUAUAAUUAUAAUUUGAGUCAAUCGGAGGUGUACCUGUGGAUAUAUUUCAAGGCCUACCUUCAAACUCAUCAUGGGAAAAUCAAAAGAAAUCAGCCAAGACCUCAGAAAAAAAAUAGUAGCAAUUUCCAAAUGCCUGAAGGUACCACGUUCAUCUGUACAAACAAUAGUACGCAAGUAUAAACACCAUGGGACCACGCAGCCGUAAUACCGCUCAGAAAGGAGAUGCAUUCUGUCUCCUAGAGACGAACGUACUUUGGUGCGAAAAGUGCAAAUCAAUCCCAGAACAACAGCAAAGGACCUUGUGAAGAUGCUGAAGGAAACAGGUACAAAAGUAUCUAUAUCCACAGUAAAACGAGUCCUAUAUCGACAUGACCUGAAAGGCUGCUCAGCAAGGAAGAAGCCACUGCUCCAAAACUGCCAUAAAAAAGCAGACUACAGUUUGCAACUGCACAUGGGGACAAAGAUCGUACUUUUUGGAGAAAUGUUUUCUGGUCUGAUGAAACAAAAAUAGAACUGUUUGGCCAUAAUGACCAUUGUUAUGUUUGGAGGAAAAAGGGCGAAGCUUGCAAGCCGAAGAACACCAUCCCAACCGUGAAGCACGGGGGUGGCAGCAUCAUGCUGUGGGGGUGCUUUGCUGCAGGAGGGACUGGUGCACUUCACAAAAUAGAUGGCAUCAUGCGGAAGGAAAAUGAUGUGGAUAUAUUGAAGCAACAUCUCAAGACAUCAGUCAGGAAGUUAAAGCUUGGUCGCAAAUGGGUUUUCCAAAUGGACAAUGACCCCAAGCAUACUUCCAAAGUUGUGGAAAAUGGCUUAAGGAUAACAAAGUCAAGGUAUUGGAGUGGCCAUCACAAAGCCCUGACCUCAAUCCUAUAGAACAUUUGUGGGCAGAACUGAAAAAGCGUCUGCGAGCAAGGAGGCCUACAAACCUGACUCAGUUACACCAGCUCUGUCAGGAGGAAUGGGCCAAAAUUCACCCAACUUAUUGUGGGAAGCUUGUGGAAGGCUACCCGAAACGUUUGACCCAAGUUAAACAAUUUAAAGGCAAUGCUACCAAAUACUAAUUGAGUGUAUGUACACUUCUGACCCACUGGGAAUGUGAUGAAAGAAAUAAAAGCUGAAAUAAAUCAUUCUCUCUACUAUUUUCUGACAUUUCACAUUCUUACAUUAAAGUGGUGAUCCUAACUGACCUAAGACAGGGAAUUUUUAACUAGGAUUAAAUGUCAGGAAUAUGAAAAACUGAGUUUAAAUGUAUUUGGCUAAGGUGUAUGUAAAUUUCCAACUUCAACUGUAUAUAAACUCCCAGUAAUUUAUUGGUGUUUUCCCAAUAAAAUACUGGGAGUUUAUAUAUAUAGAGUGUGCAAAUCUCUUUACUUAUUUUUAUAGCUUACAGUUUGUUCGCCGUUAGUCAUCACUCUACACUGAAGCUCAUGCUUUCUAUUAGGGAAAUAAAGAUAGACAUGGUUUUAAAAUGUAUUGGUAAUAUUUCAUUCAGUACAGAAAUGUCCUUACUCCAGUGGCUGUUGAUGGACAGGGUCAGCAUAGGCCUUGCUGCUUUGCCUAGCUUCAUUUAUUGAGCCAAUUUCAUAUUUUGCUUAUGUGCAUUGCCUAAACAUGUUGUGUGGGUAAUCCUGGGGUAAGCGCAGCACAUUUGAGCAUGUCUACAUAAUUUGGCGCUGAAUGACGCUAGCUAGCUAGGAAAAACAACCUGAUAAAUGGACACUAUACUGCACCUCAAAGAAGGCUACAAGCUCAUGUAAAGGUGGCAACUGAACUAUGUGGAGUUAUUGUAUAGGCUACCUUUGCUGAAAAAGAUGAAAGGUUAUCUAGACACUUGGAGACUUCCACCGUGUUUGGUUGCUAGGUGAAGACAGGUUCCUGGGUCCAGAGCAUUUGAAAAUGACUGCCCCCUCUCACUGAAGCCACGGUACUGCAGGCAUUGUUAGCAGAAAACAGGAGAUGUGGAGAUGGGAGAACCUUCCAGAAGGACAACAAUCUCUGCAGCACUCCACCAAUCAGGCCUUUAUGGUAGAGUGGCCAGACGGAAGCCACUCCUCAGUAAAAGGCACAACAGCCCGCUUGGAGUUUGCCAAAAGGCACCUAAAGGACUCUCAGACCAUGAGAAACAAGAUUCUCUGGUCUGAUGAAACCAAGAUUGAACUCUUUGGCCUGAAUGCCAAGCAUCACAUCUGGAGGAAACCUGGCACCAUCCAUAUGAUGAAGCAUGGUGGUGGCAGCAUCAUGCUGUGAGGAUGUUUUACAGCAGCAGGGACUGGGAGACUAGUCAGGAUCGAGGGAAAGAUGAAUGGAGCAAAGUCCUGCUCCAGAGCGCUCUGGACCUCAGACUGGGGCGAAGGUUCACCUUCCAACAGGACAACGACCCUAAGCACACAGCCAAGACAACGCAGGAGUGGCUUCGGGACAAGUAUCUAAAUGUCCUUGAGUGGCACAGCCAGAGCCCGGACUUGAACCUGAUCGAACAUCUCUGGAGAGACCUGAAAAUAGCUGUGCAGCGACGCUCCCCAUCCAACCUGACAGAGUUUGAGAGGAUCUGCAGAGAAGAAUGGGAGAAACUCGCCAAAUACAGGUGUGCCAAGCUUGUAGCGUCAUACCCAAGAAGACUCGAGGCUGUAAUCGCUGUCAAAGGUGCUGCAACAAAGUACUGAGUAAAGGGUCUGAAUACUUAUGUAAAUGUGAUAUUUCCGUUUUUAAUUUUUAAUAAAUUUGCAGAAAUGUAUAAAAACCUGUUUUUGCUUCGUUUUUAUGAGGUAUUGUGUGUAGAUUGAUGAGGAAAACAAACAAUUUUUAAGAAUUUAAGAAAAUGUGGAAAAAGUGAAGGGGUCUGAAUACUUUCCGAAUCUACUGUAGAAUGAAUGGUGUCACGUGAUCAAUAGCUUUGUCCAUUUAUACAGUCAUUGGUCCAGAGUGAUGGGUGAUAUGUCGGUAAGUUGGCCAGCACUUCAGUGGUAUGGCUGUGCUUGUCUUUGUUAACUAUGCACACUGAUACUCCAACACACAUACAAAACACACUCCAUCAUUUGCUCACACACAUAAAAUAUGCACAUACAUUUAUACUGACUCGAAACACACCCACUCACAUCCAAUCAUCAUAUACGCUGCUGCUACGAUGGUUAUCAUAUAUCCUGAUGCCUAGUCACCUUACCCCUAUACAUACUGUAUCCAGCAUCCCUGCACAUUGUAAAUAUGGUACUGGAACUGACCCUGUAUAUAGUAUUCUUACUUACUUUAUUGUGUUCUUCUUAUUUCUUAUUUUUAUAUCUUGUAUGUUUUUAUUCUACCUUGUUAUUUUUAGUUUUACAUUGUUAUUGAUUACUGCAUUGUUGGGGUUAAAGCUAGCAAGAAAGGCAUUUCACUGUAUUUGUGCAUGUGACAAUAAAACUAACAUAUCAUGUGCCGUUAGACUUCCUUUGCAGUGGUCAAAUGUGGUCUGUUGUUUGAUUGCAGUGUAGUGAACGUUUCCAGAGAGGCACAGUGCUGUAGUGCUGUGAAGAGGUUGUGGAAAGUUGCAUAGGUAUAGAUUAAGGUGUCAAUUUUCAAAAACAGGAUGUACUGUGCACUCUUAACAAUUGCACUGUGUAUGCUGCUGUGGGAAUGAAAUCUGAAGACUACUACUGUAUGUAAUGUAGAAUUUCAUUUUCAAAGAGCGAUUUUCAAUCAUAACUCUUCUUGUUUAUUUUUCAGGGCAUGGACAGAGUUGCCUGUUUGGUAUGAGGUCCUGCGCUGGCUUUUCCUGGCUACUCUGAUAGUAGCUGUUUGUCUUGUGAACAAGUGCAGACCUACACAAGUGUGAUCCAACAGUCUCUAUGACAACAACAAGUUUCCUUUGGCAAACUGACCACUUUGUUUCACCUUAGUCGCAGAUAUGUAUGUAUGUGCUUUAGCUAACUCCUUUGUCAUUUUGUCAUAUAACAACAACAUCCUUCAUAGACAUUGAAAAUAUAGAAUUGGCUAACUACAUCAAGGUAAAUAGGUUUAUCUACUUACCUAUACAAAGGGUGAAGGUGGGAUUAUAUUAUGUCAAAUUAUAUUUUCUUACUGACACACAAGAAUAGUUGAAGUAAAUGUGCCUGUGAGGAUGUGAAGAGCUACAGUUAGCCACAGGAGGGCAGUAAUGAUUGUGUUAUGGAAGUUUGAAACGUCACAUGUUCAAUAUGGCUUACAUUAUGAAAGGACUUUAAGUGAUAUCAUGGUAUCCUAAAAUUAACAUUUGUAUUUCUUAUCAUAAUGACACAUAAUCAAAUAAUUGCUCAGUAAUAUCGUUUCUUUACAGGGAGCCGGGAGUGUUUACCAGAGACAGAUACUAACUCCCUGCCCAACAGCCACUGUAUUAAUAAGAUAAACCAUAUCUAGUGUGACAUUAAAACAGGAAGACCCCUCCCUUCCUGUGAAUGAUAUCAUGAAAUAAACAAAUAUUACUUUAUGAGUCAGG
Messenger RNA from Coregonus sp. 'balchen', 11049 nucleotides. The record is from the annotation of a GenBank genome assembly. Lineage: Eukaryota; Metazoa; Chordata; Actinopteri; Salmoniformes; Salmonidae.